Molecule: messenger RNA, 2514 nt
Organism: Vespula pensylvanica (western yellowjacket)
Lineage: Eukaryota; Metazoa; Arthropoda; Insecta; Hymenoptera; Vespidae
Product: glucose dehydrogenase [FAD, quinone]-like
Exons: 3
Coding region: 214-2088 (624 amino acids)
Molecular function (GO): flavin adenine dinucleotide binding; ecdysone oxidase activity
Source: RefSeq, a predicted model, not a curated record
CACCAAGAUUUAUUCCUGAACCAGUAUCUGGGUACGAUCAAGCAUUUGUUGGCGGUUGCUGAUCAAGGAAACAUCGCUAAAUCAAUUUCAUCAAAGGAUAGACAGAGAAAGUAAAGUAACAUUGAAGGAUAAGUUCGCGAGACAAAUUAAAGCUCGUGGAAUCGAGUUGAGGAACGAAAAAUCUAAAAACAAAAAAAAAAGAAGAAGAAAAAAAUGGAAUUUUGUCUUUCUGCAACUUCUGCAUCUGCGGUGCAAGGAACUUCUAAUUUUUUAUUCACGCAACUGUUAAGAACGCUGCUCGUUGCUCAAUGCUCUCUGAACGUUAGUAAUGAAUACCCGAAAGAUCGUACGAAUGAGAUUAUAAAUUCGAAAAGGGAAUUUGAUUUCGUAAUAGUAGGAGGUGGUACCGCUGGAUCGGUUUUAGCAAACAGAUUAACAGAGAUAAGCAAUUGGGAUGUAUUGCUGAUCGAAGCUGGCGAAGAUCCAUCGGUAUUAUCAAACGUUCCUGGAGCGAUUUUGAUGAUUCAGGGAUCCGAAGAAGAUUAUAGUUAUGAUAUCGAAUCGCAGGAAGGAUUUUGUCAAAGUAUGAAAAACAAAAAUUGCAAAUGGGGUAAAGGAAAGGCUCUAGGCGGUAGCAGUGUGAUAAAUGCAAUGUUAUACGUUCGUGGAAACGAUCGAGAUUACGAUGAAUGGGAACAUCUUGGUAACGAAGGUUGGAGUUACGAGAAAGUGUUACCAUAUUUUAAAAAAUCGAUCGAUUGUCCUCAAGAAUACAUAGAUAAGUGGGGAGACAAACAUUGCGCUAAGGGUGGUCCUAUGAAUAUUAGAAGUUACAAUUAUUCCGAAACAAACAUACAAGAGAUCUUUAUAAACGCUGCUCGCGAACUUGGUGUACCAAUUCUUGAAGCGUUUUACGAAGAAGAUUAUAUUGGGUAUGCGAAGGCUUUGGGAACUAUUGAUAUGUCUCGUCGAGUAAACGCAGCAAAAGCGUUUCUUUCACCGAUAAAGGAUAGAAAGAAUCUCUACGUGAUGAAGUCCGCCAGGGUAGACAAGAUCCUUAUGAACGAUAAUCAAGCUGCUGGGGUUAGAGUGAGCUUAAAAAAUGGCGAGCAAGUCGACGUGACGGCAUCAAAAGAAAUAAUUUUAUCAGCUGGCACUAUCGCAACUCCUCAGAUUUUAAUGCUUUCUGGAAUUGGACCAGCAAAUCAUCUAAGUGAAAUAGGAAUACCUCUGGUGACUGAUUUACCCGUUGGAAAAAAUCUUCAGGAUCACGUAAUAUGGUUAGGAAUUCAACUGGCAUACAUUAAUCACACGAACUCACCACCAUCACCAUCGUAUAUAAUGGACAUAGCUUAUGAUUAUCUGAUGAAAGGAUCUGGUGAAUUGAGCACGAUCGGUGGUGUCGAGCUAAUUGCGUUUCUUAACCUAACUGAUCCACAAUCGAAAUAUCCCGAAAUAGAGAUUCUCUUUACUCACGUACCAAGAUGGCAGGUAGAUAAACUCCAAGUGCUUUUGAAAGCCUUUGACGUUUUAGACGAACUAAUCGAGAACAUGAGUAAAAUUAUUAUGGAGACAGACAUCGUCUUUAUAUGCCCGGCUUUGUUGAAACCAAAGAGUACGGGUGAAAUUAAAUUACGUAGUUCCGAUCCUGCCGAUCAAGUUAAGAUCUAUGCGAAUUAUUUUGCCGAUCAAUCGGACAGAAAGAUUCUUCUGAAGUCUCUAGAUUUUGUUAAGUCGUUAGUAAAGACCAAAAUUUUCCAAAACAAUGGAAUAAACUUACGUCACUACGAUAUACCCAAUUGUCGUAAUACUGAACCAGAUACUAUGGAAUAUUGGGAUUGCAACUUAAGUAACACAGCAGCAACAUUUUAUCAUCCGGUUGGUACAGCUAAAAUGGGCCCUACUGGUGAUUCUACAGCAGUCGUCGAUCCUCGUCUCAAAGUACAUGGCAUUCAGAGACUAAGAGUUGUCGAUGCUUCUAUAAUGCCGCAAAUUAUCAGUGGAAAUACAAACGCACCAACGUUAAUGAUAGCUGAGAAAGGAGCAGAUAUGAUAAAAAAGGACUGGCUUGGAAAGGAUGAGCUUUAGAAGUAAAGUAACUAACAAUCGUAAAGUGAACUUUAAGUUCUUAUAAACCAGGAUGCUUCUUUAAUAGGAAGCUUACUUGCUUUUAUAACAUAGAAGAAGAAAUAUAUCGUAUUUAUUGCGACGAUUAAAAAUAUUCAAAUCGCUUUCUGGUAUUUGGGUUCAAUAUAAAUAUAAGUAAUAUUAUAUAGGAUUAUGUAAAUAUUAUGUCUCAAUUUAGAUUUUCAACAUUUCAUCGGAGUAUCUUUGUUUACUUAUUUCAUAGAAAACGUUUGACAAUUAAAUAUUAUCACUUUACAAAUAUAGUAGAAAAUAUUUUCAUUACUUUAUAUACUAAUAAAUAGUAGAUAGAAAAGAAAGAUAUUUAGAAUUGUAGAUAUGCGUAUAGAAUGUGUAUACAAUUUAUACAAUAAACCGUUUUUUUCGAUA